Molecule: messenger RNA, 2164 nt
Organism: Spea bombifrons (plains spadefoot toad)
Lineage: Eukaryota; Metazoa; Chordata; Amphibia; Anura; Pelobatidae
Gene: MCMDC2
Product: minichromosome maintenance domain containing 2
Exons: 14
Coding region: 1-2052 (683 amino acids)
Biological process (GO): double-strand break repair via break-induced replication
Molecular function (GO): DNA binding; ATP binding; single-stranded DNA helicase activity
Source: RefSeq, a predicted model, not a curated record
AUGAGCUGGGCUCAGACUGCGUGUGAAAUGAGGGAGGCUGCCCUGGAGUACAUGGACAGGAGUGGGAGUCUCCAAAAGUUUAUUGAGGACUGCAAGAGAUACCACGAAUCCAGCCUUAGUUAUGCUGUGUAUCGGUUUGUAAUCUCCGUUAACCCCAUGGAUAUGACAGAACUGAAUGCCAUUCUGGGAAAUUACAUAUUGCAUGAGCCCAUGAGAGCGGCACAGAUUUUUCAGUCGGUGUGUGAUACAGCAGUAAGAACCCUGUCUUUGAUUGGUCAGUAUCAGACUGAGGCUCAGAUUCAUGUGGUUCUGAGAUUAACCCACUUGCCCGAGUUACCUGGCUAUCGCCUAAGCCUCACCGACUUCCCUUUGGAUUACACAUCUCGCAGGUUUUUUGUGCUAGAAGGGGUGGUGAAAGCCAUGACCACCGUGACUAAAUACACGCAGGGAGCAAGAUUUUUGUGUUCCGAAGAAAAAUGCCAGUUUUCCAAAGGAUUCCGGUACAUACGAGUGCAUAUCCCAGGGGCCACGGAGUCAGCAACCAUGAGAAACGAUUUUGUUUGCGAUUUAUGUGCCUCGCCUCUCAAAGAAGAUAUGAAAUAUCGAGUUCUUGGGGAUAAACAGGUAUUUGAUUUAAUAGACUCCAAGGCACUGCGCAUUUUCCAAGGAUCCGGGAGAAAUUGCCAUUACCGUUUACAGUCAUAUGCUGUAUUUGCAAGAGAUGAACUAAUUGAUAAAAUGAAAAUUGGAGGAAGGUAUAGAGUUGUUGGAAUUCCAGUAUGUGGCCUCACUGGUUCUCAGGUCACGGUCUGUAUAGAGGCCAAUAAUAUACAUCAAUUUAUUGCAGAAAGUCCACCAGCCAUAAAUGGCAUAUUCCAUAAUCUCCAUUCCGCGACUUUAAGCUCCCCAUGGAUUUUCACAGGAAUUCUUGCUAACGUCUUUGCAUCGCAAGUUGUCCCCGUUGGUACAUACAAUACUUUAAAACUAUGCAUCUUGCUCAGUCUUGUACAGACAUGCAGCGAGGACAGAGAGAACGGGAACUUUUUAGAUGUCCUGGUUGUAACAAGUGAUACACUGAUUAUAGAUAGACUAAUGAGUUACAGCCUUUGUCUGGUGCCGCGUGGGGUGCGCCAUCUUUCAUCCAAUGAUAUAUUUGCUACAAUAUCCAAAGACGAUCAUGGAACAGGAACUGCUCGCGUCCAUGCUUGUAGUGCGCUGUUAGCCAAAGGAGGCAUAUGCUUCAUAGGAGAUAUAAAUCUGCAUAAAAAAGAUAAACUUGACCACCUACAAUCAGUUCUGGAGAGCAGAGUCACCACCGUAUUCAUUCCUGGGAAAAAGUAUGGAGAAGAUGUGGACCAUCAGAUGUUUAUUCCUGUUCAGUGCAAUUUCUGGUCAUAUGUGGAUUACUACUCAAAGAAACAGAUCCAGAAAGACAGCCUAUUCAUCGGCCAAGUGGAUUUAAGUGUUCUGCCUUCAAGUCUUGCGGAUGCAUUUGGCCUCUUGGUUUACAUCAAUGACACUUCCCAGAGUCAUCCGGUUCUUCCUCUUGUGCAACAAAGCUUGAGCAGAGGUGGAGGACCAGCAGCCUCCGACUGGACGGCGUCCCGUUGCUUCGCCACACAGGACUACGAAAAGCUUAUUGCUUAUGCAAGGAAUUUAAAUGCUACCAUAAGCAUCAGGGCAGAAAGACUAAUCAACAGUUAUUAUUUGGCAAGUCGGAGGGUACGAUCGGACAUGCACGGGUCCAAAAUGUCCACGUCUGCACUGAGGCAUCUGUUUUCAUUGUCGGAGGCACAUGCAAAACUCAGUCUGAGAUGCGAGGUGACGGAGGAGGACGCACUUAUUGGCAUUCUGUUGUUUGAAGUCUCACUCACUGUCAAGCACGGAGGCUCUGUGUUUUCUGUGUCACCCGCUGCACUCUUCCCCACUGAGCUCCAUGAAGAGGCGCAUCUGUACCAGAGAGACAUUUAUCUGAAACAGUGUCACCAUCAGCUACUUCAAUUCAUUUCAACAUACGGACCCGGAACAGCCGUUUAUAUUAGCGAAGAAUAAUUGGAAAUGAAGUAUAUUGUGUUCGUUUUGUGGAUUUGCCCUUGCUUAGUUUAAAUUCAGUUAUGGUAAAAUCUAUUAAAGCUACCUAUAAGCGUGUGCUUUUUGUUUCUCA